This is a messenger RNA of Toxotes jaculatrix (banded archerfish), 531 nucleotides long. It is a transcript of the gene tmem14ca, whose product is annotated as transmembrane protein 14Ca. Gene Ontology annotation, biological process: regulation of heme biosynthetic process. Lineage: Eukaryota; Metazoa; Chordata; Actinopteri; Toxotidae. The transcript has 5 exons. Gene Ontology annotation, cellular component: mitochondrial membrane. The record is from RefSeq and is a predicted model, not a curated record. The coding region runs from base 89 to 412 and encodes 107 amino acids.
GUAUCAGGAAUUUGUGCUCGGCGGAGAACAAGCUGCCGCUGGAAGUGACAAAGGAGAGACAGAAGGAACAAGGUCGCCUGUGUUCAACAUGUCUGUGGAUUGGGUAGGAUAUGGUUACGCGGCCCUUGUUGCAUCCGGCGGAGUAAUUGGUUACGUGAAAGCAGGCAGCAUCCCUUCCCUGGCUGCUGGUCUUCUCUUUGGGGGCCUUGCAGGUUUUGGUGCCUACCAGAUGUCCAAAGACCCCAAUAAUGUUUGGGUGUCUCUUGCUACAUCAGGAGCUCUAACCGGCAUAAUGGGAAAGAGGUUCUAUGGAUCCAGGAAGUUCAUGCCAGCUGGCUUAAUGGCUGGAGCAAGUCUUCUGAUGGUGGGGAAGCUUGGUGUAGCAUUGCUCCAGAAACCCCAGAAGUCCUAAUGGAGUCAAGAUUCCAAUGUGUAUCCCAUCUGCCACAUCAGGAGUAGCCCUUUGGCUUGUCAUUUACUGUUGAAUGUUAAUAUUUUUGAAAGAAUGAGAAUAAAACAUAGUACCUUGUA